CAGCUGGUUACGUAACGCCCGGCACUAAGAGCUCGGAUCUCCACUCGGUCCCGUCCGCGCUCCGCUCCGCUCCGCGUCGUGUUGUUCACUCUUGGCUUUGUUAUUACCAGUCCAAAGUCCAACAGACAGACAGCUCACACACAACAGGACAAGGAGACCGACCACUCCGUUGCACCAACUUUUAUUCCCCCCUACAAACUUUACGCCAAACCAGCGAUCACAAUGGGGAAAGGCUGCAUGAAGGCAAUCAAGUACUUCCUGUUCCUCUUCAAUGUCCUCUUCUUCCUGUUUGGCGCCCUCAUCAUGGGGUUCGGACUGUGGGUCCUUCUGGACAAUGAGAGCUUCAUGGUCAUCCUGCAAGAGUCCUCCACAGCGCUGAAGAUAGCUUCCUACAUCCUGAUAGGUGUCGGUGGUCUCUCCAUGUUGAUGGGCUUCCUGGGUUGCCUGGGGGCUAUCUACGAGAUCCGCUGUCUGCUGGGCCUGUACUUCACCUGCCUGCUGCUGAUUCUGAUUGGUCAGGUGGCAGCCGGUGUACUCAUCUACUUCCAGAAGGACCUGCUAAAUAAGGAGAUGUCCAACAUCGUGACCCAGAUCCUGAGCAACUACCCUGGGAAGAACAGCACCACCGAGCAGGCCUGGGAUUACAUACAGAGGACGAUGGAGUGUUGUGGAUGGAGUGGUCGUAUGGACUGGCAUGGUAAUGCUGUCGUAGUGAACAGUUCCCAGCUGUUGUUCCCGUGUUCCUGUCAGAAUGUGUCUCUGGUUGAGGGUAACUCCUCCUCCGACAGUGGUUUCUGUGAGGCGCAGUCACUUGAUUGGCCCGUCUACGACAGGGGCUGUAACUCCAGUGUAGAGAGCUGGCUGUUUGCCAAUGUUGGAGUGAUCCUAGGGGUCUGCCUGGGAGUGGCUGUCAUCGAGCUCCUGGGUAUGAUCCUGUCCAUAGGGCUGUGUAAGAGCGUACACACUGAGGAUUACACCAAAGUGCCAAAGUACUGAAGAUGAUGACGACACACACACACACACACACACACACACACACACACACACACACACACACACACACACACACACACACACACACACACACACACACACACACACACACACACACACACACACACACACACACACACACACACACACACACACACACACGCGUUCGGUGCAGAUGUUUAUUUGCUUUCAUUUUUUUUGUUUAAUUUUUGUUUUGUUUUUGUUAGUAUUUUUUGGGGGGGAGGCACUUGUCUUUUCUCUCAGUCCAGUUUCCAUCGGAGCACUUUAGAGACUGUAGUUAUGGAUUAGAGAGGAAGACGAGAGCAGACCGGGUCACAGAGACAACAGGAAAGAGAGAUGUGGAGAAAGUGAGGACAGAGAAGACGAGGAUGUGGAAAGAGAUGGAGGGUCGUCUCCUACCCUCGGCAGAUGCAGUCUACCACAUCCUUGACUUCUGGGGAAAGAUCCAUUUUAUCAUGAGGAAUCAAUCAUGAUCGCCAUUGUUUGUCAGCUCUCACAGGGUCCAAUCCUAACUUCAGAUAUGCAUGGGUAACUUUCAUGAAUUUAAAAAUGUAAAAAUUUGAGAUUUUCGAUUAGAGAAUUGAAUUAGGAGAUUUGUGAAAAUGUGAGUUUCGUUCACAGAUCUCAAGUUCGGUCAACGGUUGUUAUUGAGUUGACCUGACUAGAAGAGGAAGAGUUCGGUCAACGGUUGUUAUUGAGUUGACCUGACUAGAAGAGGAAGAGUUCGGUCAACGGUUGUUAUUGAGUUGACCUGACUAGAAGAGGAAGAGUUCGGUCAACGGUUGUUAUUGAGUUGACCUGACUAGAAGAGGAAGAGUUCGGGUUAUUGGACUCCUGGAAAAUAAACAACGUUUAUGUUUUUAUUUUCUGUUCUUCAGUGUUUUGAGGAGUUAAUGCAUUUUUGUUUGUUAUAGUACCUUGUAUAUAAUUUAGUUUGGUAUUUCGUGAGCCUCUGAAUCUGCGUUUUUUUUGUUUUGUUGUGAAGAUGUUUUUUGUUCGUUGCAUGUUUUCUUUUUCAUGCAUUUCAUUUUUUUGUGCAGUUUUGAUGUUUUUCUUGAUAUUUUUGUUUAAAGUAAAAAGGAAUAAUGAGAUACUAAAGAGGACCAAGAUUCUGCUACUUUAAAGUAGGGGGGGG
Oncorhynchus gorbuscha (pink salmon) is the source of this 2149-nucleotide messenger RNA. Its product is annotated as CD82 antigen-like. NCBI's taxonomy places the organism in Eukaryota, Metazoa, Chordata, Actinopteri, Salmoniformes, Salmonidae. The coding region runs from base 223 to 996 and encodes 257 amino acids. The transcript has 9 exons. The record is from RefSeq and is a predicted model, not a curated record. Gene Ontology annotation, cellular component: membrane.